GGUGGGGGCUCGAGGCGGAUCCGGCGGCGUCGACCGCGCCCCCUGCUGCCGGGGCGGCCUCUUUAACUCGCCGUAUGUGGCGCUGUUCCGGCUUUCCUCGUGGGCCCGCCCACCGCCCGCGUGAGGCUGUGCCGGGUGCGUCGGAAGACUUCCGGGGCGGGGCCUGUUGUUGCCCAGGUGAUGGGAGCCCCCUCCCUCCGGAGCUGUUCUUACGUUUUAACUUCAUGGUGUGAAAAAUGAGUACUGAGUUCAGAUUGCCAGUCCCCACCAGGCCGGGCAGGAUGCUGCGUGUAAGGGUACAAAGAACACUGAUUAUCAUACAGCUGGAAAGAAAAGCAAAGAAAAUGCUUUUUAUUAUAGAUUGGGCAAUUAAGCAGAAACUGCAGUUUUAGUAUGAAGAACAGAGGAGGAAGAACGAGCCGAAUCAGAAGACGAAAACUCUUCACAAGUUUUGAAUCGAGAGGAGUGAAUGAGAGCUACAAGCCUGAAUUUAUAGAGCUUAAGAAGUGGCUGAAAGAUAGGAAGUUUGAAGAUACAAACUUAAUACCCGUUCGUUUUCCAGGUACAGGAAGAGGGCUGGUGAGCAAAACAUCCCUACAGGAGGGACACAUGAUUAUCUCGUUGCCCGAGAGUUGCCUGCUCACCACGGACACAGUGAUUAGAAGCUACUUAGGGCCGUACAUUGCUAAGUGGCAGCCUCCUCCAUCUCCUCUGCUGGCUCUGUGCACCUUUUUAGUUUCAGAAAAGCACGCUGGGGAUCGGUCUCCCUGGAAGCCUUACCUGGAGGUUUUGCCGAAGGCCUACACCUGCCCUGUCUGUUUGGAGCCAAAAGUGGUGAAUCUUCUUCCCGAACCUUUGAAAGCAAAGGCCAGAGAGCAGAGAACCCGCGUGUGGGAGUUCUUUUCCUCCUCCAGAGACUUUUUCACUUCCCUGCAGCCUCUGUUUUCCGAGGCUGUUGAGAGCAUCUUUAGCUACAGCGCCCUCCUGUGGGCUUGGUGCACCGUCAACACCAGGGCUGUGUACAUGAAGCGCCCGCGGAGGUGGUGCUUUUCUGCAGAGCCAGACACCUGCGCGCUCGCCCCGUUCCUGGAUCUGCUCAACCACAGCCCCGACGUCCAGGUAAAAGCGACAUUUAAUGAGGAAACUCGCUGUUAUGAAAUCAGAACGGUUACGAGCUGUGGAAAACACAAAGAGGUGUUCAUCUGCUAUGGCCCUCACGAUAACCACCGCCUGCUCCUGGAGUAUGGAUUUGUUGCCAUGCGUAACCCUCAUGCUUGUGUCUAUGUCUUAAAAGAUAUACUUGUUAAAUAUCUUCCAUCAGCAGAUAAACAGAUGAACAAAAAGAUUUCCAUUUUAGAGGAUCACAACUUUGUGGAAAAUUUGACGUUUGGAUGGGAUGGACCAUCUUGGCGGUUACUCACAGCUCUUAAGUUGUUAUGUCUGGAAGCUGAAGAAUUUACAUGCUGGAAGAAAGUACUUCUUGGGGAAAUAAUUUCAGAUACAAAUGAGAAGACAAGUUUGGACAUAGCCCAGAAAAUAUGCCACUAUUUCAUAGAGGAGACUAAUGCUGUGCUUCAGAAGGUUUCUCACAUGAAAGAUGAAGAAGUGGCUUUGAUAAACCAACUAACUUUGGUAGAAACACUGUGGACAGAAGAGCUGAAGAUUCUCCAGGCCUCUGCUGAGACCCUAAUCAGUUUGCAAAAAGCUUUUACAUAACUUCACCCAAGUGCAUGUGAUCACCUCCUAUGGUGGGUGUGACUUCUUAAACAUUUUUAAACUAAGGUUUAUUUCAUGUGGAAUCAUUUACAGUGCAGGAACAGUUUCUAUUAAACAGUUAUCUGCUUAAUCCUACUCCUCCUGCUUCUCUGUCUUGGGAGUGGAGUGGUGGCUGCUCAGGGAUGUCCAAGAGCAUCUGUCUGCAGGGCAGAGCAGGUCCUGGGCGCCCUGAAGCUGUUAGGAAGGAGGGGUGUGCUGUCUCAGCAGCACUGCUCACGCUCUCAAAGUGGACAGCAGUCAGGCCUGGAGGAAGGCGUCUGAGGAAAGGGUGAAUGGUAGCGGGCGGGGGGAGGCUGCGAGGGAGCCGGGGUCAGCCUGGGGCUCCGUGUGUGGUCUUCUUCUGGGUGUCCUGCUGCUUGUCUGACUCAGCAGCUGGAAAAGCACAAGGAGUUGUGCUGCUUUAUGCUCUGAUAGCACAGGUUGAGGGUUUAGGGGCUUGUGGCAUGUGGCAGUGGGUGGCUUCGGAAGGGGGAGUGUGGGGGCUGCAUAGCAGUGCUGGGUGCAUCCGGGCUCCACCCCAGCCGCUCUGAGCUAGAGCGACUCCCUUUGAGCCUUGCAUCCUUGAUUGCCCAUCUGGAAAGGUUAUUGGUGCCCUGUGCUCCCACCCAGCGCAGGGCCUUAGGCAGAGGCCCCUCCCCCUCUCUGCCUCCCCUCUCCACCUAGGACCUGGGAUUAGAUCGCCGGGGAGGGCCGAUCCAGCCCUGACUGACUGUGAUUUCUGUGUAGGGAAAGUGAGUUCAUCCUUGUUAAACAGGAGACACCUGGAGCCUCAUCAGCCCUCCGUCUAUCUGCAGUUUCCCAGAAUGUGUUUAAGGCUCUGGUCAGCUGUGUCCCUUUACCAUUCUUUGUGGUGGGUGUUUAACUCUUAUUCUGCUGCUUUUCUUCAUUUUAAUGGGGUAUUGGGAAGAAUAGGAGAUAAAGUUUUGUGUUCAGUUGGUCAUUUUGAAUUAAGGCUUUGCUUUCCUUUUUUUUUCUUUUUUAAAAAAAAAAAUAAAAGCACUUUAGGCUGUGGAAUGCACCUUAAGUAUGGUUUUUAUAUAAAGUGGCUCUAACUAGUCCUUUUUAAAUCUUGGCUGUGGAUUUACACUUUUCACAUCGUUUUCAUGCCUGUCAAUUAACAACUGUGAGGGGGUCAGAGCAGGUGUCAACAUACAUCCCAGAAGCAAAUACGUGCUUAUUACAAAAACUGGACAUCAUCGAAACAUAAGACAGUAACGUUUAUUAACUGUUUGUGUUACUGGGUCGAGGCACGGUGCUGCGGCCGUGAUGUGCGGAGUUUUACUGAAGCCUCACAACCGUCCUAUUUUACAAAUAAAGAAGGGACGAAACGGCCCGACAUCACACACUUAGUGUGUGGUGGUAACUGUGCCUCUUCCUGACCCUCGGGGGGCACGGCUCACAGCUCUGGUGUGUCUGUGCCCAGUGUUUGCGGUGCUGUCCUGCCCCUCCCUCCUCAGCUGGUGGCCUCGCUCCCUGCCUUCUUUGCCCACAGGCGUUGGUGGGUACUUCGGCCUCACUGCAGGUUUUGUUGGGGAGAUCGCGAUGGGGUCGGCCUCGCUCUGCCUGCCGUGCGAUGUGAGCGCCUUGAUGAGAAGCAUCGUGGGAGCCCCGCCCUCCUCCAGCGGACCUGACCGCGCCUGGUCCCAUCGCCGGCCCCUCUCCGAGGAGGGCGGAGUGCGCAGGCGCGGCUCCGCUGGUCUUUGGGGAGGAGGUCCUGCUCGGGAAGCGAGAGGCUGGCGUCUCUGCUCCCUGGACACAGCGUCUCAGCCCGCAUGCCUCCCUGGUGUGGACGCACGGAGGGGGCUGUUGGAGGAGGCUUCUCGCGGUUUCCAGGAGGAAGAGGUCCCGCCGGGCGCACUCCUGCCUCUCCCAUCCCUGAGCAGGGCUUACGCAACUGCUAAUUUGGGAAGAAGGACUGGCCCCGUACACCCUUCUUUCAGUUUUGCUCCUGGGGUUCUCCCUGUGCAGGCUUCGCUCCCGGGGGACCCAACCCCAUCCAGCACAGCCGUGUCUCACUGGGGACGUCUGCUUGAUUCUGGGCCUCUGUGUAGGGAAAUUGACCUAAGGCCAUGAUUCAGACCGCUAUCCUCUUAGGAGUGUUUUUUAUCCUUUUAUCCUUUUAUUCCCUCCUCAACCUUCAGGGAUCCCUGGAUAAGUCAUGGCGGGGGCGGG
Molecule: messenger RNA, 3948 nt
Organism: Hippopotamus amphibius kiboko
Lineage: Eukaryota; Metazoa; Chordata; Mammalia; Artiodactyla; Hippopotamidae
Gene: SETD4
Product: SET domain containing 4
Exons: 11
Coding region: 394-1716 (440 amino acids)
Biological process (GO): peptidyl-lysine monomethylation; positive regulation of transcription by RNA polymerase II; peptidyl-lysine trimethylation
Molecular function (GO): transcription coactivator activity; histone H3K36 methyltransferase activity; histone H3K4 methyltransferase activity
Source: RefSeq, a predicted model, not a curated record